UUCACAACACAAACCCUUCACUUUCUCCGAUCCAGAAGACCCAACGAUGGUGAGAGAAGAAGAAACAAGACAGAGCCCAAGAACCCAACCCAGAGAACAAAACUCAGUUCAGAUCGGAAGUGGCACGAGUGGUGGGACCAGCUUGUUGUUCAGCCCCAGAUUCAAAUCGGCGGCCGCCAUGGCCGGAUGGGACGAAGAGAGUCUCUUAAUGGCGAGCCUUAUAGUCGAAGACACGCCGGAGCAAGAUAUUAAGCAGAAGAAACGAUCUGUUUUUAGGUCCAAGACUCCACCCACCAAUUCAUCAAGAAGAAAGAGGGUUCAGCGAAAGAGCCCGAUUUCUUCGAUCCCUGUGACUGUUCUUGAUCUUGAUAAUGUGGAAGCUACAAAAGAGGAGAGUGUGAAGGAGAAGGUGAAGCCUGAAAUUGUUGUUGGGAAUGAAGAAAUGAAAGGAUGGAAAGAUGAGAAGAUGAGUGAGAGCUCUGGUGCUUCAUGCUCGAACUCGAACUCGAAUCUUCCUCGCAUGGAUAAGCUCAGGGAUGAGCUUUCUUGUGCUAUCUGCUUGGAUAUUUGCUUUGAACCCAGUACCACUCCUUGUGGACACAGUUUCUGUAAGAAAUGCUUGCGAUCUGCGGCUGAUAAGUGUGGGAAGAGGUGCCCCAAAUGCAGGCAGCUAAUGAGCAAUGGAAGAUCUUGCACAGUGAACACAGUUCUAUGGAACACGAUUCAACUUCUCUUUCCUCAAGAAGUUGAAACUAGGAAAGCAGCUGGAGCAUUGAAUAAUCAUGAAGAAGCUGAGCGAAAAAUCCCUGAUAAGGCCUUUAGCAGUAGCAGCUCGAGGAAUCAAAGCAGAAGAGCAUCAAGCAGAGACGUGGCUCUAAGGAGAAGAAGGGUAGUUCUAAGCCAAGAUGAAGACGAGGAUGAUCCUGCACCACUAGCUAUAAGGUUACAGAUGAGAAGAGCUGAGAAUCAAAGUCAAGAACUUGGCAACUUGGCUCGACCAGUAAGGAUAUCAGCAGGCAGAGAAAUUCGGCCUAUGAGGAGAGUAUCAAGUAGAGAUGCAAAUCCAACUAAUAGUAGAAGGGCGCCAAACCAAGAUGAGGAUGCUGCGUUAGCUCUGAGGUUACAGAGGGAGGAGUUACUGGAGGCUUUUAGGGGAACCAGCGAUCAAUCUAGUGCCUCUCUUUCAUCGGCUAGAGCAAACCUGAGAGCCAUGGCAUCUAGAGCUACUACUCGUGGUGCGGUAACCGGAUUUAUUUAGUCUAAUAUUCUCUUUGAUUGGUAAACUGCUUUUCUCAUCACUGUUUACUAGCAUUGCUCAAUCCUAGUGUUACUAGGUCUGUUGCGUUACUUUGUAAAUGUAUACCCAACAUUUACAAACCGUGAACACAGCUUUUCCUGAUGAUUUAUAGAUUAGAUCUUUUAUGCA
Messenger RNA from Argentina anserina (silverweed cinquefoil), 1426 nucleotides. RefSeq names its product putative E3 ubiquitin-protein ligase RING1a. Gene Ontology annotation, molecular function: metal ion binding; ubiquitin-protein transferase activity; nucleosome binding. NCBI's taxonomy places the organism in Eukaryota, Viridiplantae, Streptophyta, Magnoliopsida, Rosales, Rosaceae. The transcript is spliced from 6 exons. Gene Ontology annotation, biological process: double-strand break repair. Gene Ontology annotation, cellular component: nucleus; site of double-strand break. The record is from RefSeq and is a predicted model, not a curated record. Bases 47 to 1258 code for a protein of 403 amino acids.